ACAAGCUCCAGUCACGUGACAGUAGGUGGUCAUCUGAUCGCACCGGAAAUCGCUGCCUGCAAGCUCCAGGCGCCAUGAGGUUCCGGUUCUGCGGGGACCUGGACUGUCCCGACUGGGUUCUGGCGGAGAUCAGCACACUGGCCAAGAUAUCCUCUGUGAAGCUGCGGCUGCUGUGUAGCCAGGUGCUGAGGGAGCUUCUGGGACAGGGGAUCGAUUAUGAAAAGAUCCUGAAGCUCACAGCGGAUGCCAAAUUUGAGUCUGGGGACGUGAAGGCUACAGUGGCGGUGCUGAGCUUUAUCCUGUCCAGUGCAGCCAAGCACAGCGUAGAUGGCGAGUCCUUGUCCAGUGAGCUGCAGCAGCUGGGGCUCCCCAAAGAGCACGCAGCGAGCCUGUGCCGCUGCUACGAGGAGAAGCAGGGCGCCCUGCAGGAGACCCUUCGUGCCUGCAGCCUGCGCGUGAACAGGCUGGUGGGCGUGGGCUGGCGCGUGGACUACACCCUGUCCUCUAGUCUGCUUCGCUCUGUGGAGGAGCCCCUGGUGCACCUGCAGCUGGAGGUGGCAGCGGCCCCCGGUGUUGUGGCCCAGCCUGUGGCCAUGGCGCUGUCAGCGGACAAGUUCCAGGUCCUCUUGGCAGAGAUGAAGCAGGCCCAGGCCCUGAUGAGCGCCCUGGGUUAAGGAGGAGGAGGAGCUCAGCUGCCGUCUGUGUCAAGCUGCUGUCCCCUAACUUCAGGGGUGGCUUCAUUUCUGCAUGUGGGAGGCCUGGCCAAGGCCUCUUGCAUCUCCUGGUUUCUCACUCAAGAGUUCAGCGCAGACUCCUGAGAGCCUUUCCUGCAUUGCCUCCCUCCCCUCGAAAGGCAGGAAGAAUAAAGAGAGUAUAAAGGAG
This is a messenger RNA of Chinchilla lanigera (long-tailed chinchilla), 882 nucleotides long. It is a transcript of the gene Commd4, whose product is annotated as COMM domain containing 4. The transcript has 8 exons. Bases 75 to 674 code for a protein of 199 amino acids. Lineage: Eukaryota; Metazoa; Chordata; Mammalia; Rodentia; Chinchillidae. The record is from RefSeq and is a predicted model, not a curated record.